Molecule: messenger RNA, 1167 nt
Organism: Schistosoma turkestanicum
Lineage: Eukaryota; Metazoa; Platyhelminthes; Trematoda; Strigeidida; Schistosomatidae
Source: the annotation of a GenBank genome assembly
AUGGGUCUACUCCCAUUACUUGAUGCAUCCGAUGUCUUAGUGCUACAUUGUCCAUUAUGUUCUUUUCAUACACAUUGGUUAAAUUAUUUGGAAAUUCAUUUCAAUCAUGAACAUGCAAAUGAAAGUGUGGAUUUUAUGUUAUAUCAAUGUUCAAAAUGUCGAAAAAUUGCUUCAUGUAAAACAUUCCUAAUUGAACAUAUUGAUAUAUGUCAUAAAAAUUUGGAUAAAUCUGCUACAAUUCAAUUAUUUCGAACUCAAUCACCAAAUGAUUCAUUGUCAGAUUGUAAAAUUGUUGAUUUACAACAAAGAAAUUCACCAAACAUUGAACAUUGUGACAAUAAUAACUCCGAAAUGAUUGAUCCGAAUGGAAUUAUUCAAAAUAUCAGUUGUAUACCGACGACUACUCAUUCAAUUGAUGAUAAGGAAACACAGAUUGUCGAUAAUAUUGAUCAAAAUGUAAAUGAGGAUGUUAGUAAGAGUGAUGUUAAUGAUAAUACUGAUAAUAAUAAUAAUAAUAAGACUGAUACUGAUGAAUCUACUGAUCCCAAAGCUACUACUAACACUACUACUACUGUUACUACAACCUCUAUUAAUGACAAUAAUGGUAAUGAUAUUAAUAAUACUGAAAAUAAUGAAAACGAAGAACCAAUUCUCAAUGAUGCCAAAAAUUCUCAAUCUCCAUAUAUAAAAAUUUUAUUUAUAGGUCAAUUAUGUGGUAAUAAUUCCACAUUAUCACCAUCCUCACUGUCACCUCCAUCAUCCACAUCUUCGUCUACAUUAUCGAUGCCAUCGACUACAAUGACACUAUCAACAAACAGCCAACAUACAACAUUAUCAACAUCAUUAUGUGAAAUACCAUUCAGUAAACAUACAAAGCAUUCAUCAUCAUUAUAUCAUUUACAAAAAUUACAUAAUCAUCAUUAUUUAAAUUUAAUGAAACAUCAAUGUUUAUUUUGUGAUUAUAUUAGUUCAGAUUCAAUGAAACUAUCAGAACAUUAUGUACAACAUGGAAUAAGACAAUUACAAUUAUCAUCAAAUAAUUAUAAUCUACAAAAAUUGAAAAAAUUACAUAAACUCACUGAUAAUAAUAACAAUUAUCAUUAUUUAUCAACUAAUUCAUUGCCAACUAUGAAUGAAUUAAAUAAAGUAAGUCAUUUAGACAUUUAA